GCCUCUUUCUCGCAAGUCCAACCAUGGUCCUUAGUGAGUUCUGCUUCGUAGAAAUCGGGCGGGUGGCCCUUUUUGCCUUUGGCCCUGAUAAGGGAAAACUCUGUGUCAUCGUAGAUGUUAUUGACCAGAAUAGGGCACUAGUUGAUGGACCAGCUACAGGUGUUAGAAGAAAGCAAGUGAACUUCAAGUCUCUUCACCUCACUCAAUUCAAAUUAGAUAUUGGCAGAUCCUUGCGCACAGGAAACCUCCUGAAGGUCUGGAAUAAAGAAAAUAUGCAGGCAAAAUGGGAUGAGACAACCUGGGCCAAGAAGAUUGCCAACAAGGCUUUAAGGAAAUCAUUGACAGACUUUGACAGAUUCAAGUUGAUGAAAGCCAAGCAGGCAAGGAACCGUUUGAUUGCCAUCGAAUGUGGAAAACUGAAGAAGCAGGCGAAGAAAGCACCAGCAAAACCCUUGAGGGUUAGGAAGCGCAAGAGUUAAACUUGUGUUGUACUGAGGACUUGUUAAUUAAAGAUGCUGGUGUAACAUC
Molecule: messenger RNA, 528 nt
Organism: Ylistrum balloti
Lineage: Eukaryota; Metazoa; Mollusca; Bivalvia; Pectinida; Pectinidae
Product: large ribosomal subunit protein eL14-like
Exons: 5
Coding region: 24-479 (151 amino acids)
Biological process (GO): ribosomal large subunit biogenesis; translation
Cellular component (GO): ribosome; cytosolic large ribosomal subunit
Molecular function (GO): structural constituent of ribosome; RNA binding
Source: RefSeq, a predicted model, not a curated record